This is a messenger RNA of Rodentolepis nana, 390 nucleotides long. The record is from the annotation of a GenBank genome assembly. Lineage: Eukaryota; Metazoa; Platyhelminthes; Cestoda; Cyclophyllidea; Hymenolepididae.
AUGCAGAUCUUUGUUAAGACUUUAACUGGCAAAACUAUCACUCUUGAAGUUGAACCUUCAGAUUCCAUCGAAAAUGUGAAGGCCAAAAUUCAGGAUAAGGAAGGUAUUCCUCCAGAUCAACAACGUUUGAUCUUUGCUGGCAAACAGCUAGAAGAUGGCCGUACUCUAUCGGACUACAACAUCCAGAAGGAAUCUACCCUUCAUUUGGUGUUACGUCUUCGUGGUGGUGUUAUGGACCCUACCAUGAAGGCUUUGGCCAUCAAGUACAAGUGCGAAAAAAUGAUCUGCCGUAAGUGUUAUGCCCGUCUUCAUCCACGAGCAACAAACUGCCGUAAAAGGAAGUGCGGUCACAACAGCAACCUUCGCCCUAAGAAGAAGCUUAACAAGUAA